CCCGCCCUCCGCGGUUUCCAGGGCGCAGGCUCGCGUCUAGGCGGGUGUCCGGAACUGGGCCGUAGCCCUCCGCAUCCCUCCCUCGCGGGCUGCUUCGCCUUCGCCCUCGGCCUCGCCGCACCUUCCCGCCCCGGACGGACCGGGUCCUGGCCGAGGAUCUUAUGACUGUUUUAGUCAUUGAUUAUCUUAACAAGCAUGGAGAUAAGAUUAGAAGUUUUGACAUCAACAAGUAUCAAGCAGAAAAAACCCUGGCCGCGAAUCUCCUGGUUAGGACAGGAAAAUGAAGCUGUUUUUCUUUUGGAUGACAAAUUCAUAAAUGAAAUCAAUUUGCUAUCAGGAAGGACGAAGAAGAAAAUUCCAAGCCUGCAGCCUUUGUUGAAGGAUGUUAUUGUCUUAACAACAUCCAGUAAUGAUGCCUGGCUGGCUGGUGUACUCACAACAGGGGAGCUUUUCCUUUGGAACAAAGAUCAAGAUUGUUUGAAAACUAUACAGGCAACUGAAAAGCCUAAGGAGAUGAUUAAAGCUGCAGUAGCAAGCUCUUUAAGGCUAUACUUGUAUGUAUCUGGAAAUGGGAAAAGAAUUCUGCUUUUAGCUACUUCUGGAUGUAUAUUUCUUUGGGAAUAUUUGGAAUUCAAGAAUAUCUUAUGUUCUAAAAGCCGUUCAUUAGUGGGCCAGUGGUCCCAGAUCAUGCCUGAAGAAGCAGUUUAUUUGCCUUCCACUGAAGAUAAAGAAGCUGUAGUGCAUGCUGUUUUUAUAAAAAAUGAGUUAUUUGGAGACUGCUGCUUGUGCUCAUUUACCUUUUAUUCUGGGGAAUUCCUGAAGUUAGCAUUUCUAGCAAUUCGGUGGCAUGAGAAUGUAUGUAUACCUAGAAGAUCACUGCAAUACCAUGUUCAUUGGGCACAACAGGACUGCCUUCUGUGCAGUCUAAUUCCUAAAUGUGAGUCCAUAAAAUCAAGAGGAGCUCUGAUUUCUGCCUUUUCACGAGAUGGCCUUACCUUGGCAGUGACUCUUAAUCAGAAAGACCCAAAGGCAACUCAGAUAUUACUAAUUAACACACGGAAUUUUGUUACUCUCUGUGGUAGCCUUAAAGGAUGUAGUAAUAAGAAUCCUUUCGUUCCAGCUACACUUAUCAGGUCCUACUGGGUGGGUGAUAUCAGCUGGACUCAUGAUAGUCUUUUUCUGGCUUGUGUGUUAAAGCGUGGCUCCCUGGUUUUAUUGACAUGCCAAGGUGUAUUGCUAACAUUGAUUACAUUUGGUUGCUCUAUAGAAUUUGGGCCAGCAGAAUUUAUUCCUCUUCACCCACUAAUAACAUAUAGACCACAGCAGUUUACAUUGCAAGAUUCAAAUAAUCCUGUAGAUUCAUCAGCUUCUGAUAGAGAUCCUAUGAGACAAAGAUUUUCUAUAAAAGCACACUCACGGUUACCCUACCUCAUUAUUUCUGAUGGAUACAUGAUCACAACCCUUCGAUUGCUUGAUAACCUGUCUCCUUUAGUAUUCAUGAGAUCCCUGCUACUUGAUUCAACCCAGAGGCUUGAGAAAAUAUACCAAAGUGUGAUAUUGUCUAAGCCAAAAUACAAAGGAUUGAACUUGCAGUCACUGGAUUCUCUAAGGUCUAGUCUGUUAAAACACCAAGGAAAUCAAAGUUCAACUGAUUCUACUGUCCCCAGGUUCUUGCAGUCAGAAGAAACAAUGAAGUUAAAUGGAAAAAUAGUAGACUUUCAGGAUUUUGAAGCAGAAGAAACUAAUGAAGGAAAACACUUUUCAAACAACUUACUCUCUUUUUGGAACCAAAAAAAUGAUCAAUUGUUUAGUAGUGCUACAGAGGGAAAAUUGGAAUUUGCUUCCAUGUUUGAUACAAUACAUGCAAAGGAUAAUACCGAGGAGACAGAUAGAACUAUUACAGAACUGGAUUAUGUCCAGAAAAAUCUCCUUGCAGCAUGGACUAUAGGAAUUUCAAAAAAAGUAACAGAAAGAAGUUCAAUGUUAAAUUACACAGUGGUUUGUAUCACUCAUUUUUUCUACAUUCUUCAGUUUAUAAAAUGUCCCUUUCCCAAACUUGAUCCUUUUUUAAUCAAAAGCCCAAGAUAUAAUACAUGGGUACUUUGUAUCUUUCAACUUUUUCAUCAGUGUUUAUCAAUUCAGUAUUGGGAUAUGGGAUACAAACAAGAUAUGGGACAUUUGGUAAAGCUGACAUCAAAUACAAUAAAGCUUUUGCUGACUCAGCAACAACAGGGUCAGUUAUUCUCAGAGAAGCUUUUAGCCUGUUUUCAUUUACUCAGAAUGGUAGCUGAUAAUUUAAAUGACAUAUACAAUCUUCAGCCUGAAGUUAUUUCUGCAUCAGUUGAUGGAAGUAGAACAGCAAAUCAAGACUCAUUGGUGAUACCCAUUUUUCAAAUGUUUCAAGAUAGUGGUUCUCAGGAAGACUCUUCUUGGAACUCAUCUUUCAUGAUUCAUCCUCAAGCAGUAAAUCUUGUUCAACAGCCAGGACACAGAUUGAUUGUUCUCUGGAGAGUAUUGUACAAAAAAACUUUAUGGUAUCAAAUGCAGUUGGGCCGAAGAGUUCCUGAAGGUGAUAGACAGUUAACUGAAAAGAUGACUCAUGAAGCAUCUACUGUCCAGUCCCUGUUAUGUCAUAUACAAGCUAGCUUACAGACUGCUGGAGUUCAAUUGAACCAAACCUUAGAACUUAAAUCCACCAAUGGUGAGGAGUAUUUCCUGUUAGGAUCAUAUGAAAAAUCUGUUCAUUUGUGGAAGAAAGCUCUACAAGAAAUCCAAGACAAAGGAGGAAGAAGGACAUGUUUUCUUCAGACACGUUUUUAUCUUUCUCUUUUAUACUGCCACCUCUAUAACUAUAAUUUAAAUGAUGCUCAGGGCUUAUGUGAUCAGCUAGUAAGAGAAGUACUGAGAUGCUCCCACCUACCUGUAAAAGAAAAUGAAGAUUGUUCAGUUCUCGAGAAGUCUCACUGUGAGUUUGGAAUGACUGGAAAUGUUCAUCCUGAGGCAGCAGUGAGGGUUAUCCAGUCUAUGGCUCGAUUCAUGGCCGCCUACUUCGCCAAUCAACUGCUUUACAUAUUACCACCUCACAAUGUGAAUGUUCUUCCUCCUCUUCACUUUAAAACAGUCACAGAACAGUCCAUUCGGCUUAUUCCUCUACAACACUCUAAGGUGUCCAGUGUUGUUCGAGAUCAGAAUCUGUGUACUGUGUGGACAGUUGAAUAUGCCUUUGAACUAUUACUUAUUGGUGGCCUCAUUCCAGAGGCUGUAUGGUUGGCAUAUAAACUUGGAGACUGGAAGACAUCUGUUUCAAUUGGUGUGGCCUUCCAACUGUUCUGUAAACAUGACAGCAGUUUUACAAGGUCUAAGAAAAAGGGUAUGAAUCUACCAUUAAAUAUGACUCCAGCAGAGAUUUUCCAGGAAAAACUGCAGUGUUUUUUAGGUCAGCCAGCCUCUUUGGAAGCAAAAAAUGAAAUGGGCUCAAAAUACAAACAAUUUACAGAUCCCAUUGAAGAGGAAGAUGCAAAUCUACUAUUUGGUUCAGUGCAAGAAGUCCUGAAAGCCGCAGUAAUGGCUGAUGCAGAUAUUCUUUCAGAGACAUUUCAGCUUCUGGUUAACUCUGCCAAGGACUUCAGUAAGAGACUGUGGGGCUUGGUGCCAGUCAGCCUGUAUCUUCCAGCUCCUCCAUUAUAUUGUCCUCAGCCAGCUGUUCUUAGUGAAGAAGAUGGUGAUGAUCUUCUUUUAAAAGCUGAAAAAGAUUAUCGCCAAAAGGUUUCUGGAAUCCUUCAACGUGUUCUCUUGCUUUUCCGGGCAGCUCGGUGUUCUUUUCCUGUAGCACAGUGGUACAUUUUGCAGUUGAGAUGGGCAAGAAAAGUUAUGCAAAAGAUUCGAAUGAAAGGGUCCCUUCCUUCAUUGAGUCCUUUCCCUGAGUCAUUACUUAGUUAUUGUAAAGGACGUGUAACAUUCUUUGGAGCUGGAGCCACUGGAGACCGCAAGCUUGAUGAAGUUUCCAUUAAAGCAAUAGGUUGCUUCAGAGAACUUUGUGCUUUGUGUUGGAUGCUGCAUAUCCGUGAUAAGUUAUCCUAUAGUUGCAGGCAAUAUCAGAAAGCAAGAGAAAAUGUGGAGGGGAAAAAGGACCUGAAAGUGGAGUUUGAUUCUUGUGUGGUUGAACACUGUCUUAGUGCCGUGGAAUGGGCUUAUAGAAUGCUACCCUUCUGUCGGUUUUCUAAUAUUGAAGAACUUAUUCAGGAUCUAAUUUUGAGUCUUAUUGGAGAGCUGCCACCAAUCAGAAAGGUAGCAGAAAUUUUUGUGAAAGCAUUUCCCAAUCCUGAUGACAUAAGGGUUCCUUUAAGAGAAAAAUAUCACUCUCUUCAACAGAGGCUCAGACACUGUGUUGUGAAAGGUCCCCAAACUGAGGAAAUGAUGUCUGUUGUCAUGCAUUCUAUCCAUAAAGUGAGAGUGAAAGCCCUAAAACGUGUGCAGAGAAAUAUAGGUUCUUUUGAGAUGAAUAUAUGGGAACCUAUUGAAGAAGAAAAACCAGCUGAGGUUCCAGGUUUUGACAGGUUUUCCCUGGGGACUAGUUUGAGCCAGAGCACACUCACAGAACUGGGGAAUUCUCUGGUCCACAGUGAUGCAGGUGCAGCAGAUAUCUUCUCUGAAGCUUUGUCAGUUGAAGAGAAAAAUAGGAUACAUUCCUAUCAAAGGAAUGUCCCAAAUCACAUGGAAUUAACAUUGAUUGGUAAGACCAAUGAAAACAAGAAAACAUGUAAUCACAAAGAAAACCCUAAAAGAAAAGACGACCAUGAAAAGUUAAUACAAAAUGCACUUCCUGUGAUAGGUGUUUGGGAAUUUGAACGUGAUGAUGAUGAAUAUAUUAAAUUCCUUGAUCUCUUCUUGAGUUAUAUUCUUGAAAGAGACCUACUUGGUUCCAAGGAUCCUGGCAUUCCAUUUCUAACCAGUUUUUCGGGACAUCUUAGAGAACAUGAACUUAAUUCUUUAAUUUUUGAUGUACAUACAACAUUGAAACGACGUCAGAGCAAAACCAAAAGCCAGAAUGUGUUUAGGGCCGGUUCCUGCUUUGUUGUUGCUCCUGAGUCAUAUUAUUCUGAAAAAUCAGAAAGCCAGGCAGUUUCAGCUUCAGUACUGGUUAAUCAAGGGGUCAGUUCUUUUUUAGAGAACCCUUUGAAUAAAGUCAAUAAAAAUGAAGGGAAGAGUGGAUUGUUCGGUUUAAAACAAAAGUCAAUUUACAGAAUGCAGUAUGACAUUGCAGCAGAGAAACCGGUAAUCCAGAAAUUGUCGAACCAUGUUUUCUGGACUCCUAAGUCCAUUAAAACUAAAAGAUGUAUUUUCAAAGCAAUUCAGUGCAAUGAUGUUAAUUCCCAAGAAGAUCUUCCUUUAGUACUAAGUAACACAUUUGGCAGUAUAAGAAGGCUGCUGGAAUGGUUGAUAAGAUGGUCUGAUAGAAGACUGCUCUGUGAUCCUGGUCUCACUGAGUCAUCCUGUGAGUACAGUCCUGUCAUUCGUGUAAAGACCUCAACAGCUGCUGUCCUUACAUCAUUGUGGCUUUUGGAACAGCCCUAUUUUACAACAUAUAAGGCAAAAAAUGCCAUUAUUAAGGUGCUACAGAAUGAGUACACUGGGUCUCAGAGUGGACCCAAUAUUGAGCAUGACUGCAAAACAGGUGCCUGCUGUUCAGUUGUAGUAGCCAAUCAAGGUGGGAUUGAUGGAAGAAAUGAUCAAAGUGAAUCUUGUCAAAGUAUGUUGAAAAAGCCAACUGAAGCAAAAAAUCCUGAAGUGAAAGAAACCAAUGAUGAUAUUAUUACUGUCACUGAUGAUAUUAAAAAAGAAUUUAUGGAUAUUGAUGAGAAUCUUUUAGAAGUAGAAACAUUUACACAGGAGAAAAUGGAUAUAUACUUAUCAGACUAUGAAGAAGAUGCCAAAGAACCUGCUGGAAGUCUCAAAAGUCCUAACAUUGCCAUUUACAUGCAGGCUUUACCACAGCAUUUAGAACAUUCAUCAGAAGAGGUUCAUUGUCCAAGGGAAGAACCAUUAGAGACAUAUAUGGAGAAAAAAUCAACUGAACAGGAAGGUAUGAUUGAAGCCCUUUCAAAUCCUGAACACACCAUUCCUCAUUCAUUUUCUGCAGAUACAAGUUCAGAAAUGUCUAGUGCACACAUCUCUGCAUGUAAAGGUAAAUCUUCCUCAGAACCACCUUUACUAUCAAGUGGAGUCAAAGUUGCUUCACAAAUACCUGUGCCAGCACCUCAGCAGACCCGGAAAAAUCAACACACAGCUCAAUUACCAGAUUCUUCUGAUUCUGUUAGGCAGCUGCUUCAAGAUGAAAUGUUUAAGUUAGUUCAGCUGCAACAGAUCAACUUCAUGAGCCUAAUGCAAAUCGUAGGAUCAUCUUUUGCUAACCUCCCAGAUAUACAUGAGCUUCUACAGCAAUCUCAGCCUGUGCGUUUGGUGGGAAGCCAGGUAUCAAACCCCACAAGAGGCAGUAGUGAUGUUGAAGACACCAGUAGAAAUCUAAAGGAGAGAGUUUUUAUUAAACCACAAUCCAUGGGAGAGUCUACCAGAGAGCCUGGCAAGAACAGCCCACACUGCCAGAAAGGCAUUGUGCAGUCUGAUCAAGAUAGGAAUGGAAAUUUACAGGAUGUUUCACAUGGGAGUAUUCCUUUAUGUCAAUUAGAACGCCAACCCCAGAAGAGAGGACUAACUUCAGAAUCUCAAAGCGUACCAACCAAUUCACUGUCUCCAGCUUCUUCUGGAAAUACUCAUCCCCACCUUUUGUCCACAUCAUCUGCCAUUCCGAAGACACCUAGACUUAUCCCAGCUGUAAAAACUUUCAGACCUGGUGAUGGUUUUCCUUUGCUUCAAUUUCAGCCUAAGAGUGAAUUUAAGCCCCUUUUCUUCCAUACAGGAAGAGUUCCUCAGGUUCCCUUUAGGCCUCUGCCACGUCCAAGAGGGGCUUGGGGAUCUGAGUUCUCCCAACCUCCUUUGCCACUGAGAGAAAUGCAUAGUACUUCAAUGUCCCAUUUGAAUUUGAGCCAGUAUAAUACUGAAUCCAUAAAAAAAUCAGUUGAGCAGAAGAAAUGGGCAGAAACUGUAAUUACAGAAAUCCCUAAGCAUUUGAACUUGGAUCAGUAUGUUGGACAAGAAAACCUGACACGUCAACAAGACUCUUCAAUAUUUAUGAAACCAGAAAAACCAUUGAAUGUUAAGCUAGGGCCCCUUGGGAUAUUUCCUCAGAAUUCCUUUGGAUUUCCAUUACUGCACCUGCAACUUAAAUCUCCUUAUAUGUUUUCGUCUACCUCAAGAGCAUCAGUUACAGUUCCUUCAGUACCUAUCAGAACUGUAACAGAAGAAAGUAAAUACCCGGGACCAUCAUUACUUAAUUCAUGUAUAGCCUCAGAAAAUAUGUACAAAAAGCCACAACUUGUUCCAUUUGAAAACCUCAUUGCAUUUAAACAAAGCCAAGAGAAAGUAACACAUAAUUUAUUUGAUCAAGGUGAUUCUGGACACUUUCAGUCUCUAAAGGUCAAAAUAGAACCAUCUGAAGUGAGACAAGAAAAGGACAAUAAAAAAAGGCAAAGACGACGAGCAGAGAAAGAGCUGAAAGAAAAAGGAUUAGAGAAACUAAGGAGAAAACCAAGUGUGACAUUCCAAGCAGAGGAUUCCAUCAUUAAUGAUAAUGAUUCAGGAAUAGUUACAAAACCCAAGGAGCAACAAGAACAUCAUGGUUUCCAGCCUUUGGAUGACUUUGACAUUCCUUUGGAAAUGCUACAAGAAGAUGUUAACACUUCAGCUGGAUUGCAUUUCAUGGCCUCUGUAAGAAAGAAAGCUAUAGAAUGUCAGGAUGCAAGUACAAAUACAGACCCAGACCCAGAUAAAGAAUCUGCUUCUCAGGAAGUUGUUUCUGAAUGCUGUAAAAAUCAACAAAUCAUUUCUUUCACAUCAGAACAUGAGUCUUUUAAUGUUCCUCAGCUAUUGAGUCCAAAUGUAUAUCUAAAUCUCAAACUUUCCACUGAAGUAUCAGAGAAACCUUUGUCACCUUCAGCAUCUGAUAUGGUAGGACACAAUUACAUAAAUGUGAUAGACAUUGAAGCUGAUAACCUACAGGAAUUACCUGUCAGAAAAGAGCCUUCAGAUGAUGAUAUCAAACAGCAAAAUGAUCAUCUAGAAGUCCCAUCUUCUGCAGAGUUACAUUAUAUGGCAGCUUCAGUUACUAAUGCUGUUCCCCUGCACAAUUUUAAGAGUGAAGAAUCUACCAAUUCUGCAAUGGAUUUAUUUUUCAAACCUGCAAAAGUGUCUCCUUCCUGUCUGGAUGGAGGAAGCUGGACAGAAGGCAUUACAGAAGUGAAGGGGCCUGGUAUCACCUCACCUAAGCCAUCAGACAUACAACAGGAAAAAGGUAUACCAAAGCCAGACUUUCGAUUCAAAGAACAGAACUUAAAGUCAGAUGCUGCAGAAGAUUAUCUGCUGUGGGAACUACUGGAGGCUGUUCCUGCCCCUCGUCCCACACGGAGGUCUUCCGCUCGCCGACUAGAGCAUUUCACCUCUAAGCUUCAGCAAUUUGAUGAACAGCUGUUAGCAAUACAGACCAUUGCUGAAAACAUAGAGCAGGAUCUCCCCAGACACGAAAUACUAGACCAACAUUGUGAUAAGCUUGAACCUGUGGGUCACAUUGAAUUGUCUUCUGAAAAUAUGGAAAAAACCUUGGCUUCAAAAACCGUUAGCAUUUCUGAAGUGCAUUUCCUGUCUCAUGUGGAUAAGGAAGAUCAGAAUGAAAAAGAAGAGACUUCAGAAGCUGAAUUUUCAGUAACAGAAACUCACUGUAGUCAGAAAACCAGGGUGUUCCCUUCUGCUGAUUCAGCUGUCAGCUUUUUCAGUGAACAGAAUACGACUUCUCCUGAUGUGAAUAAAAGUGAUGAGUUAUUUGAGAGUGUUUCAGUAGAUCCACUCCAGAUGACUGGAUUAACGGAUAUAGCAGAUAUUAUUGAUGACCUUAUAACAAAAGAUGGAGUUUCCAGUGAAGAGCUUGGCUUAACAGAACAACAAGCUCGGAGUAUCUCCAGGAUUCAGCCUUCUUCUGGUAGACGUCCACAGAGAACUGAGGAGGAGAGAAGAGAGAUUCAAGUCUGGAUGAAAAGAAAACGAAGAGAAAGAAUGGCAGACUACUUAAAUCAGCUGGCAGAAAAGAGAGGGCAAGAACAUGAUCCUUUUUGCCCCAUGAACAAUCCGUUUUACUUGACUUCAAGGGAAAUUAGGCUCAGACAAAAGAUGAAGCAUGAAAAAGACAGAUUAGUACUCUCUGACCACUAUCGUCGUCGAAUCUCACAAGCAUACAGUCUGAUGAAUGAACUGUUAUCUGAGUCAGUACAACUACCAGCACCUGCAUGGAAACCACUGCCUAACAAACCCAGAACUUCUCCGAUUUCCAGACAACACUGCCCACUUCCUCCAAGAGGAGAGAAUCGGCGUGGUCAUCACAAUUUUCCAAUAAAUCAACCUGGAAAAGUCAAAUGUAUAUGCACACCAAGUCAUACCCCAAAGGGGAAACCUUUCGGGCAUCCUCAAGGCCCUUUGUGGCCACAUGGAAUAGCCACUUUUACCAAACAGAAAAAAGCUUGUGGAGCAAAAAUGGCCGUAAAAGAGGCAGUGCCAUCUCCGAUUAUCUUCCCAAAAGGCUAUACUCCGUGUUGUGGUCUACAGCCUGCGAAGAGCUGUGGCCAUGCUGUGUGUGCCCCUGAGACCACGCAGGUGUGCAUGGACCACGAGAGUGAGGAGACUGCGGGAAGUCCCUGGGUGCUGCCGUCAGCCAGCCGAAAGGGUCUUCAUGAGAACCACAGUUCCCUUCUACAAGACUUGUCACCAAGUGAAGAGCUAGAGCCUUUUGGGGGACAUGGCACGGCCAGCAUGUCUGAGAGCACCGGCAGCAUCCUCAGCAAGCUUGACUGGACUGCCAUUGAAGACAUGGUGGCCAGCGUGGAGGACAGGAGCCUGUCUGUGCACUGGGCCCUAGACCUGUAAAACCCAGAUACCAUUCUGUUUCCGGGCAAAGGCCAGCACCUCAGUGAUGUAGUUCUGAAAUAUUUGUGUGUUUAAGGGAGAGAGACAAUGAAGGAAGUGGAUAUGAAUUUACCACCUGCAGCCAUAGUUUACCUGGAUUGGCCAUUUCAAGAGGAAAAAUAAACAUUUUUCAGUAAUUAUGCCUUCAUUGGGAAAGGGUUGUUUAUAGAUAAUGUUUUUGCAUUUGACUUACCUUUAGGCAUAAUUUUUUAAAUGAAGAAAUGAAAAGUAACUUUCAAGCCAGGUUUGCAAAAUAUUUAAACUAUUUUCAAUAAAAAUCUUUUAUCUUGUCUCCUC
Messenger RNA from Manis pentadactyla (Chinese pangolin), 10362 nucleotides. It is a transcript of the gene CPLANE1, whose product is annotated as ciliogenesis and planar polarity effector complex subunit 1. The transcript has 54 exons. Lineage: Eukaryota; Metazoa; Chordata; Mammalia; Pholidota; Manidae. The coding region runs from base 196 to 10026 and encodes 3276 amino acids. Gene Ontology annotation, cellular component: ciliary transition zone. Gene Ontology annotation, biological process: cilium assembly. The record is from RefSeq and is a predicted model, not a curated record.